Fusarium mangiferae is the source of this 804-nucleotide messenger RNA. RefSeq lists its product as uncharacterized. Gene Ontology annotation, biological process: regulation of transcription by RNA polymerase II. NCBI's taxonomy places the organism in Eukaryota, Fungi, Ascomycota, Sordariomycetes, Hypocreales, Nectriaceae. Bases 1 to 804 code for a protein of 267 amino acids. The record is from RefSeq and is a predicted model, not a curated record. Gene Ontology annotation, molecular function: DNA binding; DNA-binding transcription factor activity. The transcript has a single exon.
AUGGAACAAGCUCCCACUACACACGAGAACCAACCGUACGACCUAUCCCUCCUUGGCAACUUGGAUGCCGCGACUCAGCUGUUAGGAGAUCAGUGGUAUCUUGUCCCCAAUGACGGGAAUUACCAUCUGCUCACCAGGACCGAAGAGUACAUACCCAGACUUCUCGGGGACCCGGCUCUGGUUCAAUGGCCUGAGCCUCUCCUCUCACCAGAGCUUACAACACCCCAACAAGAUUCAUCUUCGGCAAUCAUCACGAGCCCAGCUAGCAAUGCCGAAUGUCGUCCAGACUCUCUGGUGCAUCAACACGCUUCACAACGCACAGCCGUUUCUACUUCCUCCAGCGAUGUCGACCACCAUAUUUCUGCAUCGACGCAGCCCGAAUCAAAGAAACGUAGUGUCAGCUUCAGCGUCGACAGCACGAUGACCCUGUCACAGGGAGAUACUACCACGAGCCCCAACACAGAAAUCUCCGUCCAGGAGGCAGGCCCGAGCACGAAGAGGCGUGCUACUACCAGUACUGUCCCAACCAGAGAUAUCGAGUAUAUCAAGAAGGUCAGGGAGAGGAACAAGCGCGCUGCGACCAAAGUCCGCCUGAAGCAACGGGAAACCGAGAAGAACCUCGCGUCCGCCGAAAAGGAACUGCAGCAGGCGAACCAGAGGUUGACAGAAUGUGUGAAGGAGCUAACUAACCAAGUGCAUGACCUCAAGAUGCAGCUCCUUCAGCAUGGCACUUGCGACUGCGCCCUUAUUCAGGAGUACAUUGGCAACGAGGCGAACCGCUAUGUGCAAGAAACGAGUGGCUAG